Molecule: messenger RNA, 1108 nt
Organism: Brachypodium distachyon (stiff brome)
Lineage: Eukaryota; Viridiplantae; Streptophyta; Magnoliopsida; Poales; Poaceae
Exons: 5
Coding region: 471-917 (148 amino acids)
Biological process (GO): protein stabilization; protein folding; protein import into mitochondrial matrix
Cellular component (GO): mitochondrion
Molecular function (GO): protein-folding chaperone binding; zinc ion binding
Source: RefSeq, a predicted model, not a curated record
UCACAAAAAAGAAAAGGAAAUAGAAAAUCUCCUCUCCCCCGUGCACUCUGCAGCCCCGCACCCGCGCGAACAGGGGAGAAUGGCUGCUCCACGCGCUGCCGCCGGCUGGACCUCCCCGCGGACCCCGCCGUCUACUCCUCCGCCAUCCUACUGCUAGCUCCCGAUCUCCUUCCGCGAUCCCGUCCCUGUACGGCUGUACCUCCUCCUCCAGCGACCCAGCCGCCGGACCUCCUCCCGUGACCACGCCGCUGACGACAACCCGACUCCACCGCGGAGCAGUAGCCGCCGCCGUCCCCCGAUUUCUCCCGGAAAGCACAUCCGUCUCCAUACACGCGCCUCCCCCCUACCCUUUGCCCCAGGACGCUGCAGCCCGCAGGCAAGGCUUACUUUCAGCGAUUCUGCCAGCCAAGAGCACACAAGCCUGAGGAGGAACCAGAGAGAAGCGGACUGAAUCCAAUAGCCGCUGUCCAAUGACAACGACGCUUGUGGCCUACGGCUGCUUGACGGCACUGCCGUUCUCAGUCAGUCACUGCGUCCGUGUUGUGCCUCCUUCACGUGUCUCCCUCACUUCCUCAAAGCCCAGGGCAUUGGCAACAGGGCUGAGGGUUUCAUACCAUCGUAGGCGACUACAUGUUUCUGCAUGCUCCAGUGAGGUUGAUGCGGAUGCCACGGAGUUGCCAGCAGAAGCCACUUUUGAUUUAAAGCUUCCUAGAAGAAGCUUGCUUGUUCAGUUUACAUGUAAUAAAUGUGAUGCAAGGACCAAUCGUUUGAUAAACCGGGUAGCCUAUGAAAGAGGAACAGUUUUUCUUCAGUGCGCAGGAUGCCAGGUGUAUCACAAGUUUGUUGACAAUCUUGGUCUAAUUGUUGAGUAUGACCUACGAGAAGAAAAUGGGAUGAACACUUGUACUGAGGACUGAUGUGUAAUUAGAAGCAAUCUAGGUAUGGCUAGUUUCCGCUAGAAAUAUUUGGUUUUGAGUCUUGACAGCAUUGAUUAUUUGGAUAUUGUGGGCUGCUUAUACUGAAAAGUAUUUGUACAUUGAAAUCGCAACUGUUACUUUUCAUAACUGAACUUGUAUGCACUCAUGAAGUAUCACAAUUCACAACACCA